Molecule: messenger RNA, 804 nt
Organism: Chlorella variabilis
Lineage: Eukaryota; Viridiplantae; Chlorophyta; Trebouxiophyceae; Chlorellales; Chlorellaceae
Exons: 6
Coding region: 1-804 (267 amino acids)
Biological process (GO): protein quality control for misfolded or incompletely synthesized proteins
Cellular component (GO): endopeptidase Clp complex
Molecular function (GO): ATPase binding; ATP-dependent peptidase activity; serine-type endopeptidase activity
Source: RefSeq, a predicted model, not a curated record
AUGGCCUCUCUCGCCACCCUGCAGCGGCCAGGCUGCAUGCGGGGCCAGAGCAGCAGCUCGGCAGCCGCCAGCAGCUUGGUGAAAGCGCCCAGGGCGGUCAGGGCACAGAGGCGGGCAGCUGUGACCUGCUCUGCCCACAGCAGCGGCAGCGAGGGCCCCUCCCGGCUCAUCAUCGCGGGCCAGCAGCCAAUCUUGUCCCCUAGGACGCAGGACAUGGCGGGUGACCCCUUUGGCCUGCUGCUGCGGCAACGCAUUGUGUUCUUUGGUGGCGAGGUCAACGACUUCAGCGCAGACGCCAUCAUCAGCCAGCUGCUGCUGCUGGACGCGCAGGACCCCACCAAGGACAUCAAGAUGUUCAUCAACUCCCCCGGCGGCAGCGUGACCGCGGGCAUGGGCAUCUACGACGCCAUGAUGAUGUGCCGCGCAGACGUGCAGACCUACUGCUUCGGCCUGGCCGCCUCCAUGGGCGCCUUCCUGCUGGGCGCGGGCACGCGCGGCAAGCGCUACUCCAUGCCCAACGCGCGCAUCAUGAUCCACCAGCCGCUGGGCGGCGCCAGCGGGGCUGCCGUGGACAUUGAGAUCCAGGCCAAGGAGAUUAUGUACCACAAGGCCAACCUCAACCGCAUCAUGUCGCAGUACACGGGGCAGCCCAUCGAGAAGAUUGAGGAGGACACGGACCGCGACCGGUACAUGUCUCCUUUGGAGGCCAAGAACUACGGCCUGAUUGACAGCCUUGUGGGCGGCGACGAGGCGGUGUUUGUGAAGCCGUUGGAGCCCCACACGGAGAAGGUGUCCACCAACUGA